GCCCCCGGCCAGCCGCCGCUACCCGCGGGCCAGUGCUACGGCAGCGGGCAGCGGGCAGCAUGUAUCAGCACCAGGACCACGGCCCGCACGCGCCGCUCGGCCGGCAGCAGUCGGCCGCGGACCUGCUCGCCUACCGCCGCUUCUCACCCACCAAGUUCGCCAGGUCCGUCGUCGGCGUCCUCAAGAUCGUCAUCACCGUGCUGUUCCUGGUGGCGGCGGUGGUGUUCCUGUCCUCGGAGGUGUGCCCGCGCGCCCCGGACUGGUACGUCUGGCUGUACCCCACGGCCGCCUUCCUCACCGCGGCGCUCACCAUCUGCACGUACAUCUUCUACGUGCUGGGCGUCGCCGAGGACGAACCCGACAACUGGGUCAGGGCGGACCUGACCCUGAUCGCAGUGGAGCUGGGUCUCACCAUCGGAGCGGCAGUUGCGACCCUCGCCAGCUGCGAUUCUAGCGAGUCGCGGUUCAUCUUUUACGGGCCACUGGCGCUGGUUGGGUCUCUGUUGGUGGCGGUGAGCGGCGGCGCCCUCUACAUGAUGUGGCGGUACCGAGAGGACGUCGAGGAACCACCAGAUCCCCAGCUGGGCCCCGACCGCAAUCGAGCCAUCUCCGUCGUCAUCUGACCGCUGCCUGCCUGCGCACUGCUUCUGCCCUAUCACCUACCUGGUGUUCAGCACGCAGAUAUCUCGAGGAUUCGAACAAAUGCAGUGGACAAUGUACACUAUGAUUCUUGCAGGACAGUCUGCGACCCCAUACAGUUACAACAGUGCUGUCUGUUUGUGUUCUUCAAUAUAUUGCACGAUGUAUCAAAUAAGUUCAGUACUUUGAAAUGAACCGUUUGGUGGUCGUUUCUUAAUGUACAAAAGGGCCAGUCGAUCCGAGAGAGCGAUUGGUACGAAUAGGAAUUGUUGACCGAAAAGUCUUCUCUUAGGAUGCAAAGAAUUUAAACAAUUUUGUUGCGUGUCAGCUGUACGCAGCUCAACUCAGUCACGAAAUUCUGCAGUUCCAUGUUGAUAUAGAAGUCCAGCGGCUCCAGGAGAUAACAUUAUAUACACUCGUCUACAAAUUAGAAAUAAACUGUAAAGCGAAGACAUGGUGACGCGCAUGCCCUCGAGCUGCACGUUGAUGAAGGGGAUCUUUGACGACUGACAACUCCCAAUGGCUGAUUCACAAAAUGACACCUCAGAAUCGAAAUCUGUUUUGCCUGCGGCCGUGUAGCGAUCUUACCACGUGAAACUGCGUGCAUAAGCCGACACUUGUCGCUAAGAUUUGGCUUCUAUAUUACCAAAGGCUUCCCAGAAUAGCUGCAUUUUCCAUAACCCACCCAUCCUCUCCAUUCUGUCUUGAAAUGGUCACACCUAGAAACGCCAAGUCUUAUGUCAGAUACGCUAUUUUCCACUUCAUCAUACGAGAUCCUGUAGCAACCUAUUAUCACUGUCAAAAUGGAUCUAACGCCAUAAACCAAAAUAUAGCAUUAUACUAGGCACUCAAGCACUCCGUCGUAAGGCCACAAGAGGCCCAAAGGGUCCAUCCGACCGCCGUGUCAUCCUCAGUUGAGGAUGCGGAUAGGAGGAGCAUGUGAUCAGCACAUCACUCUCCUGGUCGUUAUGAUGGUUUUCUUUGACUGGAGCUGCUACUAUUCGCUCGAGUAGCUCCUCAAUUGGCAUCACGAGGCUGAGUGCACCCCGAAAAAUGGCAACAGCGCGUGGCGCCCCGGAUGGUCACCCAUCCAAUCGCCGGCCACACCCGACAGCGCUUAACUUUGGUGAUCUGACGGGAACAGGUGUAUCCACUGUGGCAAGACCGUUACCUGUUAUACUAGAGCGUUCUGAAAAUAAUGCGACCGAUUUUUUUGUGAGAAAACUCUCAAGGCAUUUUAAGUAAAACGAACAUUAUUAACAUUCUGCUUCUUUAUUCUUCAUGUUUACAUGUUUAUUUCUCAACAUAGUCGGCCUGGCGACGAACAUAUUUCUCCCAACGAGAGACCAGUUUGUCAAUACCGUGACUGUAGAAUGUUUGACUUUAUUGACAGAGCCACAGCCUCAUCUUUGCUUGCACCGCUUCCCCACUAUCAAAGUGACGUCCUCGAAGGUGUUGUUGUAGUCUUGUAAAUUUGGAAAUUUGUGGUAAAGUCUUAUGGGACCUAACUGCUGAAGUCAUCUGUCCCUAAGCCUACACGCUACUUACUCUAACUUAAGGUAACUUAUGCUAUGGACAACACACACACCCAUACUCGAGGGAGGACUCGAACCGCCGACGGAGGGGGGGCGGGGGGGGGGGGGGGGCGCACGGACCGUAACAAGGAGCCCUAGACCGCGCGGCUACCCCGUGUGGCUGAAGUCUUACAAACAGAUUAAAGUAGGAUAGGGCUAGGUCGGCUGCAUGGAGGAUGAUCGAUGGCAGUGAAUCCAAGGCGUCGGCUUGUUGCAGCUGUCGCAACGCUCUGGUCUGAUAUUGUCUUGCUGAAGGAGAGCGUGCUCCGUGUGUGGACGAACUCUCCGAACUCGAGACCCGCUUACAGCACACUGUUUCUCAAGCACCGACGUAAUUAGGGCCUACGUUACACACACCCUCAUGUUACACGCUACAAUUCAGAGCCCUCUAGCGGCAAAAAGAUGCAAAUAUAUAGGACGGGAGGAAUAAAGAUGUUCAAUGUUAAUAACGUUUGUUUUAUUUAAUAAUCCUUUGAGUUUUCACAUAUAAAUUUCGGAGGCGUUACUUUUCAACAAGCCCUCGUUUACUGGAUGGCGGGCGUGUGGAUUUGCGAAGAUUUGCGGAAAUACGAUAUCACUUAAAUGUGUGGAUCCAUAUUUCUGAAACUACAGUAGGUACGAAUCAUGCUGGCGAAAUUUACUUCUUAAAAUGUUUCCUUGCCGGUCCUUACCCUCCCGUCACAGAUUCUCCCAUCAUAGAAGGAUUCUUAAAGAUAUCGUACCAUAGUCAAUAUUGCUAAGCACUAAUUUAAGGCCAAGAAAGAUCUUUAUUCGAGUUAAAUGUUACAUCGACCUGUGCAACAAAGACGAAGUAUAUGAACUGAGCUGAUCUGCGUUAACAGCAGGUUCCUUUCGUACGCCUACCACAAUGCAGUUGUGUAGAGGGUAUGUCAGUACGUGAACAGUUUUGUCCAUGUAGAUUACGAAAGCCCGCUGGCUUACAACAUUUUUCCAUAAAAAAUAAGUUCUGCCAAAUAUUCUCUGCAUUAUAUUAAUUACGUAUUCUGCGGAGAAAGAUUUCACAUUAAUAUUACACGAGUCAAGUAAUGACAUACACGUCUAAAUCAAUUUUUAACAGUUAGCCAUAACCUCUCACAACCUUUCCAUGAAUCAUCUUUCUCAAAGAAUUUAAUCUCAAAGGAUUCUUUUGUAAAUAAAACACUUCUGGAGACAUUUGUGUAAAUGCUCUGUAAAAACCCUACUCAUCUGUCAGUAUGUAUUUAUUAUGUUUCAAAUAUAUGUCUUUUAUCAAA
Messenger RNA from Schistocerca gregaria, 3466 nucleotides. RefSeq lists its product as uncharacterized. The record is from RefSeq and is a predicted model, not a curated record. The coding region runs from base 60 to 623 and encodes 187 amino acids. The transcript has 4 exons. Lineage: Eukaryota; Metazoa; Arthropoda; Insecta; Orthoptera; Acrididae.